This is a messenger RNA of Desarmillaria tabescens, 1011 nucleotides long. RefSeq lists its product as uncharacterized. The record is from RefSeq and is a predicted model, not a curated record. Lineage: Eukaryota; Fungi; Basidiomycota; Agaricomycetes; Agaricales; Physalacriaceae. Bases 1 to 1011 code for a protein of 336 amino acids. The transcript has 2 exons.
AUGGUGACAGACAGAGCUCCAGACAUCUAUGUCCCAUUGAUGCUACCCAAGGGUCACGGAUAUCCAUUGUGGCUUCCGGACCCGCUUUCGAAUCUUCCCCCUGCUUAUCUUAGCCGCGGAACACAAAUCGGCGAUCUUGGAUAUCUUGCUGAUGACGGAGGAUUCGUGUACCUCUUUAAUGUGUGCAAGGAUGCUGAUGAUCCAGUCAACCUAAACAGGGUUCCUCCAGGCUUUGUACCGCUGACAAGUAACUCGAAUCUUGGUGUACUAGAGCGAUUAGAAAUGCACGAUAAGAACUCGACGAUUACCACCUCUGCGGUGGAACAAAAGUCGAUUGAGUUUGAUGUAUCAGCCGAAGCACCCACUGCCUUGGGGGCGGGUUGCGGUUUUGAAUUUACGAGUUCAAGCGAGCAGGGUGCCGUCCUUGUCCUUCCAGAUGGCGGCGAACGCUACGAUUGCGCAUCUCUUGACAUGUUCGAAGAAUAUGCAAUAGCCAAUGCCCAUAGCUGGUACAAAUACCUUAACGGCCAGGGACAGGGCAGGCAGAUCCGUAAUGGUAUGCUAUACCUUGUAACCGGAUGCGACAAGUGCUACUCUUGGGGUAACGCGUGCUAUUCACAUCUCACACAGUCGCGCUGUGCAUCGUUAAAAUUUUUGACUACUGGUGUUGCAGAACUCAGCGGAACAUUACGCUACAGGUGGGAGGUACAAUCCGGUGUUCAUAAACGGAGUCACCACCGCGACAUGACACCAGGAGCUAUUGCGAACCAGACUGUCUUCUUGCGUGGAUACUCAAUCUCGGUCCGUGAAUCAUCGGCGUUACGGUUGUUACUAGGUGUCAAAACGGUGAAAGUAUCCAAGAGCGACAUGACAAACUGUAAGCAGCUGCGGGCUGAGUCUAGGGUUCCUUAUGCUACAGAGCAAAGGAACGUGGUAUUGGCAACGACGGGAAUGAGCACGUCGGGAACCACCCAGGUGAUACCGCUAGCUCCUUUUUACAAAGUCGUAUAA